AUGGCCUCCCCAUCCCGUGUAACCCUUCUAGUUGCCGCAGCCGCCGUCGCCGCCGUCCUCAACCUCGUUGCCGCUGCCGAAACCGGGCCCUCCGCCGCCGUCGACCUCGGGGGGUCGAAGAAGUACGAGGGCUCCUCUGAGUUCGUGCGGCUGAGCUACCACAUGGGCCCUGUGCUCACCGCGAACACCACCGUUCACGUCAUCUGGUAUGGGACCUGGUCUCGCCAGCAGAAGCACAUCCUGCGGGGCUUCAUCCGCUCCAUCUCCGACGACUCCGCUCCCCACCCCUCCGUCGCUGGGUGGUGGCGCACCGUGCGCCUCUACACCGACCAGACUGGCGCCAACGUCACCGCCCACAUCUCCCUCGGCUCGGAAAAGAAUGACCGCCACUACUCCCACGGCCGCUCCCUCACUCGCCUCACCGUCCAGCACGUGAUCCGCGCCGCCGUCGCCGCCCCACGCCGCCCGCUUCCGGUGAACCCCCGUGGCGGGCUCUAUCUCCUCCUCACCUCCGCCGACGUCGCUGUGCAGGACUUCUGCGCGGGGGCCUGUGGCUUCCACUACUUCACCUUCCCCUCCAUCGUCGGCUACACCCUCCCAUACGCGUGGGUGGGCAACUCCGCCGCGCGCUGCCCGGGCAUCUGCGCGUACCCCUUCGCCGUGCCGGAGUACUUCCUGCCGCCGAGGGAGAGGAAGAGGAAGGCGGCGCCCCCCCCCAACGGGGACGCCGGCGUGGACGGGAUGGUGAGCGUGAUAGGGCACGAGCUGGCGGAGCUGGCGACGAACCCUCUGGUGAACGCCUGGUACGCGGGGGCCGACCCCUCCUUCCCGACGGAGAUAGCAGACCUGUGCCAGGGCAUCUACGGCACGGGCGGCGGCGGCGCCUACACGGGGCAGGUGACGGUGGACGGCAGGGACGGAGCCUGGUACAACGUGAACGGCGGCAGCGGGAGGCGGUUCCUGGUGCAGUGGGUGUGGCAUCCCCAUCUCGGCUACUGCUACGGUCCCAAUGCUCUCGACCAAGGACACCAGUGA
Messenger RNA from Spirodela intermedia, 1035 nucleotides. NCBI's taxonomy places the organism in Eukaryota, Viridiplantae, Streptophyta, Magnoliopsida, Alismatales, Araceae. The record is from the annotation of a GenBank genome assembly.